GGACCUUGGCCUGACUUUGAACCUCCGGCAGCUUUCUAAGAUCAGUUGACAACUGUUUGGCUGUUUGGUAGGACAUAAUUGCUUGUGUUCAUAUAUUUUUGGGUCUGUGUAGUGGUGCGUGCGCUUUGAUACUUGAGAUUUGUUUACCAGCUUUCUAAACUCUUUUCCAAGCAUGGGGAGCAGUUAUCUCCGGGGAUGUGUUUGGAAGCAAACACAUUAAAGACAUUUGUUGCUGUUUGGCAAAAGAAGUCGAACCCUCUUCAGAAAUGACCUCACAGGGCCCCCCGUGAUGACGCCCUGAGAAACACAACUUCUGUGUUCAACCUUGGCUUUGCUUGGAAACACAUGCCGACUGAUUGACCCAUUUCAGAGGGGCACUGACACCCCAAAUGUUCCCCACUGCCCCGGGACGAACAUGAACUCUCACAAUCAUCAAGUGGAUGUGAGCCCAGCUGCGCUGCCCUCGCAGGUGCCCCCCACUUCAACCGCCAUCCUCCCCAUGGACCUGCGUGUAGUGGACCACCACCACCACCAGCAGCAGCCUGCUUUCGGGCUGGUUUCCCAGCCGCACCCGUCUGUGGCGCCAGGUUGUCCGGCGUCAUCCGAAGGCGGCCAUGGUCUGGUCAUCGGCCACCAGGAGCAGCAGCUGCAGCACGAGCUGGUGGCUCUCAAGCACAAGCAGCAGCUCCAGAGGCAGCUCCUGAUCGCCGAGUUCCAGAGGCAGCACGAGCAGCUGUCCCGGCAACACGAGGCCCAGCUGCAGGAGCACAUUAAGCACCAGCAGGAUUUACUGGCCCUCAAACAUCAACAGGAGCUGCUGGAGCAUCACAGGAAGAUGGAGCAGCAGCGCCACGAGCAGCUGGAGAAGCAGCAGCGGGAACAGAAGCUGCAGCAGCUCAAAAACAAAGAGAGGGGACAAGAGAGUGCUGUGGCCAGCACAGAGGUGAAGAUGAGGCUGCAGGAGUUUGUGCUGAACAAGAAGAAAGCGCUGGCUCAGCGAAACCUAAACCACUGUCUGCCCAGUGACCUGCGCUACUGGUAUGGAAAAACUCAGCACAGCUCUUUGGACCAGAGCUCUCCUCCCCAAACAGCACUGUCAGCCUACAACCACCCCAUGCUGGGAACGUACGACGCGAAAGAUGACUUCCCGCUCCGUAAAACAGCGUCCGAGCCCAACCUGAAGCUGCGUUCCCGGCUAAAGCAGAAGGUGGCGGAGCGGCGCAGCAGCCCUUUGCUCCGCAGGAAGGAUGGACUCAUCACCACUGCCAAGAAGCGGUCCCUGGAUGUGGCAGAGCCUGCAUGUAACAGCGCACCAGGCUCGGGCCCCAGUUCCCCCAACAACAGCUCCAGUAACAUCCCCAACGAGAACGGUAUCCCGAUCUCCAGCAGCCACGGAGAGGCCUCGCUGCUUCAGAGGUUGGCUGCGAGGGAGGGUUCUGUCAGCCAACUGUCUCUCUACACCUCGCCGUCUCUGCCCAACAUCACCUUAGGACUGCCAGCCACCGGGCCUGCCAGCGCUGUGGUGUCGGGACACCAAGAUGGCGAGAGUCAUCUGGCACUGCCGGCGUUGCAGCAGGGCAUUCCGCUGACCCCUCCUUUUCUUCCCACCGCCCACCUGCCUUCCUACUUGGCACCCUCGGCGCUGGACAGGGAGGGGCCCGGAGGGGGCACAGCUGGUCACAACCCCCUCCUUCAACACGUGGUUCUGCUGGAGCAGAGCCACAGUCCAAUGGUCGGCCUGGCUGGACUCCCACUACCGUCCCCGACUGUAUCCAAGCUGGUGCGGGGCCACCGUCCCCUGGGGAGGACCCAGUCAGCCCCCCUGCCCCAGCAGCCGUGCGGACAGGCGCAGGCCCUGCAGCAGCUGGUGGUCCAGCAGCAGCACCAGCAGUUCCUGGAGAAGCACAAGCAACUUUUCCAACAGCAGCAGCAGCACCUCAUCAACAAGAUCAUGUCCAAGCCCGGGGACCCCGCCUCGGCUGUGGUCUCCGGCGCCUCGGUGCCCGGCAGGCAACACCAGAGCCACCCGGAGGAGACAGAAGAGGAGCUCAGGGAACACCAGGGACUUUCCUCGUCUUCGUCGUCGCCUUCCUCUGCUCCGGUGCAGGAGACGAGGUUGCUAAGGGCCAUCAAGCAGGAGCCGCCAGAUCCUGAAGAGCAGGAAGACGGGGAGCAGAGGGACAGACACUCGGAGCAGGACUUCCUGUUCAAACAGCAGACCAUUCUUCUGGAGCAACAGCGGAUCCAUCAGCUCAGAAGCUACCGGGCCUCCAUAGAAGACUCCAGCUUACCAGGGAAACGUCCUCUGUUCAGGACGCAGUCGUCUCCAGCCUCUGCCUCCCUCCCCAUGACGGUCCAGGAGUCACCGGUCAAGCACAGGUUCACCACAGGUCUGGUCUACGACUCUUUGAUGCAGAAGCACCAGUGCAUCUGUGGAAACUCUACGAUUCAUCCAGAACACGCCGGUCGCAUUCAGAGUAUCUGGUCCCGGCUUCAGGAAACGGGCCUCAGGGCACACUGUGAGGUCAUCCGUGGUCGGAAAGCCUCUCCAGAGGAGUUGCAGACCGUGCACUCUGAAGCCCACGUCCAGCUGUAUGGAACCAACCCUCUGAGACAGAGACUAGACUGUUCGGUGAAUCCCGUGUUUGUGAGGUUACCGUGCGGAGGCAUCGGGGUGGACAGCGACACCAUUUGGAAUGAGGUCCAUUCAUCCAGCGCAGCUCGUCUGGCUGUCGGCUCUGUGGUGGAGCUGGUUUUCAAAGUAGCAUCAGGAGAGCUGAAGAACGGUUUCGCCGUGGUCCGACCACCCGGACACCACGCCGAGGAGAGCACGCCCAUGGGUUUCUGCUACUUCAACUCUGUCGCCAUCGCAGCCAAACUCCUGCAGCAGAGGCUGAACGUCAGCAAGAUCCUCAUAGUGGACUGGGAUGUUCAUCACGGCAAUGGUACCCAGCAGGCCUUCUACGCUGACCCCAGUGUCCUCUACUUAUCUCUGCAUCGCUAUGACGACGGAAACUUCUUCCCAGGCAGUGGAGCUCCUGAUGAGGUGGGGAGUGGAGCAGGUGAGGGCUUCAACGUAAACGUGGCCUUUACGGGAGGACUGGAGCCCCCCAUGGCUGAUGCAGAAUACUUAGCUGCAUUCAGAACGGUGGUCAUGCCCAUCGCCAACGAGUUUGGCCCAGACAUGGUUCUGGUUUCCUCCGGCUUCGACGCAGUGGACGGACACGCCCCCCCUCUGGGAGGUUACAAAGUCACAUCCAAAUGCUUCGGCUACCUGACCAGGCAGCUGAUGGAUCUGGCAGGAGGCCGUCUGGUUCUUGCCCUGGAGGGGGGUCACGACCUCACGGCUAUAUGCGAUGCCUCAGAAGCCUGCAUCUCCGCUCUGCUUGGUAAUGAGUUGGACCCCAUUCCUGAAACGGUGCUUCAGCAGAGACCAAACGCCAACGCCGUCCGCUCUCUGGAGAAAGUGAUGGAAACCCACAGUAAAUACUGGCGCUCCCUGCAGCGCUCUGCCUCCACCCUCGGCUGCUCCUUAAGUGAAGCCCUGCAGCGGGACGUAGACGAAGCUGAAACCGUCUCGGCCAUGGCCUCACUGUCUGUGGCCAACAAGCAAAUCGGAAAAAGAACUGAAGAAGAACCAAUGGAAGAGGAAGCUGCGAUGUAAAAAGACGAAAGACCAUCAUUUUGAAUCUUUGUCCGCGUGUAAAGUGUCUCCUCCUGCACUGCCGAACCAAAACGCCGUCUGCCUGUGGCGAGGGGAGCCGGCAAACGUUUGCUCAAAGGGAGGUGAAGGUCGACGGCGGCGCAGAGGCCGAUCUCCGGACGCACGCCGUUGUUCCUGACCGGACGGCCGGGUGUGCCACUCUGCAGAUCUCCGCUUUCAUCAAGACCACUCUGCACUAACUCCUCUUCUAUGAAAUCCCAAUUAAAAAAAACAUUUUUACCGAGAUCACUGAAAAAGCUCAGACUGAGCAGCUGUGCCUUCGUUUCAAAUUCAGCCCUGAUUCUUCAACUCAACUUUGCCUUAAUAGCAGAUUUUGGAUCAAUUUUUUGUUUUUUUCUAAAUAUCCGGCCUGAAAGUUGUUCCCAAACAAGCAGGAGGACGUUCCCAUGUUUACCUCCUCAUCCCUCCAUGAAAAGAGGCGCUCGGCGGCACGCACUUUACUCCUUCAUCAGUUAAAGCAGCCAAAGCGGAACAGGUGAUCGUCUCCGUCGUCCGACCACUUCCACAGCUGCAGCGACACUUCCUUCAUUAAGUAAUCUCACACGCUAAUGGUAACGAGGGAUUUCCCAGAGAUCGUUCUGGAGAAUGCUGAUGAUGUCACCGCUGGUUUAACCUCUUCAGGACGUUGUUGAGAACAUCUGCUCCCCAAAUGUCAGGCGUGUGUCUGCCUGGCGACACUCGGUUUACACAACUCACAGAAUUUGUACAUUUACAUCACACAGUUUGAUCGUCUCUUUUAGACGUUUGAAAGGAUUUUAAAGAGACGGUGUCGUUUUAUUUAUAGAUAUAAACCAUGACUGCAGUAGCUGUAGAAUCCUGGUGACUUUCGGAAGGAGGGGGGGGUAGUACCUGCCAUCCUGCCUCCACUUCCUCCUCCUCCUCCUCCUCCUCCUCCAGCCUCUUUUGUGAUGUUUUCAGUAAUCAGGAAGUGUGGUGUUUACUGCUGUCUGCUGUACCUGUAACACCGAGGACCGCCGCCUGGCUCCUCCUCCUCCAUCGUUCCUGUUGUUCCUGACUUUUUUUUUUUUUUUUGUGGUAGCAUCUGCUGCACACCUCGUUCAAAAGCUGACAAACUUCAACAGCAUUCAACGUGUUUUAUUCUUUGUAAAAAUAAUAUUAAUAAUAAUAAUGGGCACUUGUUUAUUUGCUGUCUGUUUAUAGUAGAUUUUUAUGUACAGGAAAUGUGUAUAUUAUAUACUUUUGAAGUCGUGUACUUUGUGUGAGCGGGAUGUGGAGCGGACCCCCUUUUUGGGGAGGGGGUGUUACUGAAGGCGCCGUUUUUUGCAGUGAUUUUGACUUGCUUUUAUUUUGACAUCAGUACCACCACACUGUUACAGGGAGGGGUGCAGCCGGCCUGAAUCCUGCACCACUCUGUACGCUCUGAUCUUCAAGGUUUCAAAACACAUCAGCAUUUCAGGAUUAUUUUUUUUUUUUUUUUUAAGACUCGAGAUGAGAGGAAUCUCUCAUUUGGACUGAAAACGGAUUUAUUUUUUCUUGUUUGCAUGCACUGUUCCUCUCCUGCAGCGCUGCAGAUCAGAGACUUCAAGGUUUUCCUGCAUCCAAACCAACCCAGUUUUGUUUUUUAACCCAUUAUUUUAGUGUUUUUCUGUCUUGGGAAAAAACAUUCAUGAGCGUUUGUCAGUCCCAGUACGGAAAUUCACAACAUCCACAACAAACCAGAUCGUCCUGGUUUGUUGAAACCAGGUGGAUUGAAGGACCAAGACCAGGGGUCUGCAACCUUUGCCAGUAAAACAACCGUUUGGGCCUGAUCAAAACCGAAUAGGAGGUUUUUUUUUUUAGCUUUUAGGAAAAUUACUACUUUGCAUCAUUACAUUGUCGUUUUUUAAAUGAAUAUUAAUUAUAUUUAUUUUCGGGUGCUAAUGAAUACAUGAAUAUUAAGAUAAAUCGGAAUUUUCUCAAAGUUGUUUCUUACUAUUGACAAAAGCUGAUUUUCUUUCAGAAUAAAAUACUUCCUGUCCCAAACAGGAACAUUCAAGUGACGCAAAUGUAAAAAUUACAUUUUUUUUCUUUUUAUACUUUAGGUUUUACUUUGGUGAGCUGUCAUCAUUUUUCUACUAACCAUUGUUGUGCAUCAUAAGAUAAAAUGUACUUUAAAGUAAAAAAAAUCAGACUUUUUACCAAAGUUUUGCCAAGUAUUUGUAAUUCUUCUGGAAGAAGUGCAGAGCAAACAAUGCUUAAUGAUAUAAAAAAACAUUACAGUUUAUCUUCUAAGUUCACUUAAGCCAUAAACUUAACUAAAAUAAAUUAAAUCAAUGCUAAGUUAUCAUCCCUUACUUUAAAAAGUGACUUAUUUUAUUUUCUUUAGCCAGAGAGGUUGCAGACCCCUGACCAAGACUGAUAAAGAUGGCUUUACUGGUUCAACUAUAUCAUCAAAGAUGCUGAGUCUUUUUUAUUUUAAAUCAAAUUUACUGAAUGUAUUUGGGUCCUAACUGCAGAAAUGUGCGAUCUUUACAUCCUAAAACCGUGACUCUUCAAUCCAGGUUAUGUAAAUAGUGUAUGAUACACUCAGAAGAUGGUAUAGAUAGUAUUUACAGGAAGCCAUCACUGUUUUUUUUUUUUUUGUCUGUGAGUUUCUCUGUACAUUCCUUUUUUUUUAUUGAGACACAUUCACAGACAUCUUCUCUCUCUUGUAAUUCCACAUUGUCUUUGGAAUAAUAGCGAGGAUGCACAUGUUGUUACACACUGACGGAUCUGCACAUUUGCAACCAUCUGAGGAGCUUUUGAAAGCAGCAGUGCCAGUCAUGGUUAAUGCUUUUUGGUUUCACAGGCGAAGAAGCCUAAACUUACCGCCGUCUGCCUUCUCCGCCCGUUUCUCUAUGUCCAGCUACAAAAAAAAAUUAAACACACACAGACACACAAAAGGCACAUUCCAGUUUUUGAACAUUUUGCUUUAUUAGGAGGCAGAGCUGCUUGGUUUUAACCAAAAGCUGAACGCUGUUGGUUUAUUGAAACGGCCCGGUCUGACUUCACUCCAUUCCUUCUCCCCUCUGCAUGAUGUGUGUCCGCAUGCGAGCCCCACCUGUCUGUCUGUCUGUCUGUCUGUCCCCAUCACACUCAGAAUGUGGGAUCCUGCACUGAAGGACAUUAGUACUUUCACUGUUUCCAUGCUUUUUUUUUUUGCUUCUUGUCUUGAGGCUCCUCAAUUUUUUACCUGCAGACUCCUCAAACCUGGAAGAAAGACGCCAGCGGAAACUGUUUUUGAAGAAUCGGAUGUUAGCGUCCAUUUGUUUUCAUUCCAGGCGGGAUCUGACUUUGAUGGAAUAUUUUUUUUUUUUGCCUCCCUGUCACAUCUGGACUGCGUAAAGGGCUCCACCCAGAUGCCUGGACAUUGUUACGGUCCUCCGUUCCGGUUAAUACGCCAGUUAUCUCUAUGACCACUGUGGUUAACGAAACAAACAGUUGUAGGUUUACAUGUGUGGAAAUGCAUAUUCCUUUAUAUGUUUUGACUUGUUUGUCCAUUGUUACAGAAAUAGUCCAUUUUUCUCUGGAAACCUUUGCUCUACAUGUUGUCUUUGACAUGUAUAAUAUAAAGUAUUGUUUUGGAAAUCUC
Molecule: messenger RNA, 7295 nt
Organism: Oryzias melastigma (Indian medaka)
Lineage: Eukaryota; Metazoa; Chordata; Actinopteri; Beloniformes; Adrianichthyidae
Gene: hdac4
Product: histone deacetylase 4
Exons: 27
Coding region: 416-3664 (1082 amino acids)
Biological process (GO): negative regulation of transcription by RNA polymerase II; chromatin organization
Cellular component (GO): histone deacetylase complex
Molecular function (GO): histone deacetylase activity
Source: RefSeq, a predicted model, not a curated record